Messenger RNA from Dermacentor silvarum, 1609 nucleotides. Its product is annotated as ribosomal oxygenase 2. Gene Ontology annotation, cellular component: nucleolus. NCBI's taxonomy places the organism in Eukaryota, Metazoa, Arthropoda, Arachnida, Ixodida, Ixodidae. The record is from RefSeq and is a predicted model, not a curated record. Gene Ontology annotation, molecular function: histone H3K4 demethylase activity; histone H3K36 demethylase activity. Bases 110 to 1591 code for a protein of 493 amino acids. The transcript is spliced from 9 exons.
GGCAACUCGCGCGCCGCUUGGUGUCAUGCCGGUGCAGCGCGCACGUGGGUUGGUAAAUUUUGUCGCCUCUUACCAGAGUAGUUUCGGUUGCCUGUAGUUUAUCAGAACGAUGAGUACAAAGCGCAAGGCUGGUGCCGAAAAACACGGCAAGAGGAAGAAGACUCACGCCAACACCUGCACCAAUAGUGCCACAAGUGUCCUGAGCCAGAAAUAUGAGACACCGCUUCAAUUUCUGGAGUUCCUGCUCACACCAUUGUCACUGCAAGCAUUCGUACAAAAGCACUGGGAGAAAGAGCCCUUUGUUUCUCAGAGGCAUCCCAGCCAGGCAGAAUUUUGGUCGCCACUUUUUGGGAAAGACCAUUUUUUUGCUUUGCUCAAAGAAAAACAAGUCUACUUUGUUAAGGAUGUUGCUGUGUGCAAGUAUGAAGGUGGCAAGAGGACAAACUUUGAGAGGCAAGGACGAGCCACAGAGGCCAAGAUAAGGAAGUUGUUUGAAGGUGACAAAGCCACCUUGCAAGUCCACCAGCCGCAACGAUGGGUGGAUGGUCUCUGGGAAGUCCUAGAGAAACUGGAGUGUUUCUUUGGCUGCCUAGUGGGAUGUAAUGUCUACAUCACUCCCCCAUCUGCACAAGGUUUGGCCCCUCAUUAUGAUGAUGUUGAGGUAUUUAUUGUCCAAUUAGAAGGUGAAAAAAGCUGGAAGCUUUACAAGCCACCUGUAGAGUUGCCUCGCACCUACAGCAAGGAUUUCAGUGCUGAUGAAAUUGGCCAGCCAACUCAUGAGUUUACGCUAAAGCCAGGAGACUUGCUGUACAUGCCACGUGGAACCAUUCACCAGGCUUUGACACCCGAGUCUUCAGGCACUCACUCCACUCAUAUCACCAUAAGUACUUACCAGAAUCACACAAUAGGCGACUGUCUUAAGAGUCUUGUACCGGAUUUAGUUGAUGCUGCUCAGGACUCCUGCCUGCAACUGAGAAAAGGCCUUCCCAUGCAGUUUCUUCCACAUUCAAGGCUAACCAAGGCUGACGUGGAGACUGCUCUUGAGGCCGUAUUGAAGUACGUUAAGAGCACCGAUGGUCCAAUGCCCAUUGCUGAAGAACUUGUCCAUGACUUCAUGCGUACACGGCUGCCUCCUUUUGGUGUGGACCGCCAGGCCAUAUCAGAGACAACACCAGAUGGAGAGGCACCGGGCCUGAACGAUCGCAUCAGGUUUCGGUACCCAAGCCAUGUGACAUACGUGGUGGAUGGAGACUUGAGCGAAGAGAACGAUGCAGCCAAUGAGUCUUCAUAUUCGCUUGCUGAACAACCUCUGCAGCAGAAUCAUGGUAAAAAAUUGGUUCUGCUGGUUACAUCGGUGUUCAAUGACAGGGAAAAACACAUGGUUUCUGCUAGCGAAGAAGAUGAAGAGGAGGAGGACCUCGAGAUUGCGAAGUUUCCUCUCCACUUUCUCAAUGCCAUUAAAAAGUUGUGUGGCAGCAACGAUUUUGUACACUGUGAAGACCUCAGCUUACCAUCUGAUGAAGACAAGCUUCUGCUGCUCACAACACUCUGGUCUCUACAUUUGCUAGAGGUUGAGGCAUCCGGAACGUAGAAUAAUAAACAUGUUAUG